Messenger RNA from Tribolium madens (black flour beetle), 1284 nucleotides. Its product is annotated as inositol 2-dehydrogenase-like. Gene Ontology annotation, biological process: NADPH regeneration. The record is from RefSeq and is a predicted model, not a curated record. The transcript is spliced from 4 exons. Gene Ontology annotation, molecular function: oxidoreductase activity; nucleotide binding. Gene Ontology annotation, cellular component: cytoplasm. NCBI's taxonomy places the organism in Eukaryota, Metazoa, Arthropoda, Insecta, Coleoptera, Tenebrionidae. Bases 81 to 1238 code for a protein of 385 amino acids.
UGACCUUUUGAUUAAAUAUCGUUUAUAUAUAAAGAAGUUCAUCCAAAUGUUUUAUUAGUCUAUCUAUUCUAUCUAUUAACAUGGCAACUUUAAAGUUUAAACAGGCUUCACCGUACUCGAUGAAACCUUCAACCCCAGAUGAAGAUAUUAAACACAAAGAAUAUCUGGAACACAUAAAAUUAAGUCAGACUGGCCAUUCCCGAUUCGGAAUUGCUUGUUUUGGUAUAGGUAGAGCUGGAACUAUUCAUUUAUCUUUUUUGGUGAGAGAGCCCAAAGCAAAAUUGCUUUAUAUAGUAGACGAUGAUAAGUCAAAGUGGGAUAAACUAAAAAAAUAUUGGAAUCUUGAAACAGUUCGAUUUUUGACAAACGCUGAAGCUAAAAUUGUUUAUGAAGACCCAAGUGUCCGAGCUGUUGUGGUUGCCUCACCAACAUAUACUCACGAAGAGAUAAUAUCAAACGCUUUAAAUCAUAAUAAAGCAGUUUUUUGCGAGAAACCUAUUGCUGGGGAUUAUGAUAAAAUCAAGGCUUUGUGUAAUUUAGCAAAGAAAGUAAACCAGCCUCUGUUUUGUGCAUUUAACAGGCGUUUUGAUCCCUCCUAUGCUACUCUUAGAGAGAGAGUUCGCAAGGGUGAAAUUGGUAGAGUUUUGACUGUAAAAGUUUGCAGUCGCGAUUCUCCUUUGCCAACUAUCGAAUACUUAAAAGCGUCCGGUGGCAUUUUUCACGACUGCGCCGUCCACGACAUCGACAUGAAUAUAUUCAUGUUGGGGGAAUACCCGACGAAAGUUAUGGUCAUGGCAACAGCAAAUAUACCAGAAAUUGCCCAAAUCAAUGAUCAUGAUACUGUAGGAAUUAUGUUGUCGUACGAGAGUGGAGCCAUCGGUUUUAUAGAUCUAAGCCGCCACAGCAUUUACGGUUAUGAUCAAAGAGUGGAAGUCUUUGGAGAAAAAGGAAUGAUGAAAGCUGAAAAUCAGCAGCCAAUUAGCAACUUGGAAACUUACACUGAAAAGAGCGUCACCAAGGCCCCAAUUGCCUACUCUUUUCCCUCGCGUUAUGCCGAUGGUUAUGCAAUGGAAAUGAAACAUUUCUUCGAUGUUUUGGAAGGUAAAGCAAAAGUUUCCGUUGAUAGCAAUGAUAUUCUCGCUGUGUCUAAAAUAGCGACAGCUUGCGAGGAAGCCCUAAGGUCAGGAAGAUGCGUAGACCUCAAAUGGCGGGAUGAUGAAAAACCGAGAUUAGCUUGACUCUGUUAAACGUUGUUAAAAAUGUCAAUAAAUCUGUCUCGCUUUA